Messenger RNA from Andrographis paniculata, 2271 nucleotides. RefSeq names its product IRK-interacting protein. The coding region runs from base 257 to 1858 and encodes 533 amino acids. The record is from RefSeq and is a predicted model, not a curated record. Lineage: Eukaryota; Viridiplantae; Streptophyta; Magnoliopsida; Lamiales; Acanthaceae. The transcript is spliced from 2 exons.
CGUCUCUGGGUAGAUGAAGAUCGAAUUAAUGCUACUUUAUAUUGCUCUCUUCGCAAACACAAAUUGCCGAAGAUAUCAGCGACGGGAAGCUCAAAAGAAAUUCAUCGACGGGGAAAGGGAAGGGCAGCAUUCAAGAUCGUCACGAAACUUAAAAAGAAUCGAUCUUGGGGUGUUCUUUCGCAUUUGUGAAACUAUGUGAUGAAUUCGUGUGCCAGUUCAUCCUCUCGUCCUUGAAGCUGGAAAAGGGAUUUGGAUAAUGAUGUCUUCUUUGGCGACUUCUUCGUCUUCCUCCUCCACCAAAGCGUCCAUCUCCCCUCACAACCCUACCCACUUCACUCCUAUUGAAGAAGGAAACGAGGAGGAGGAAUUCUCGCAAGGAAGAAACAGUUUCAGAGCAACAACGCCGGCAAGUGAAUACACGGAGAAACGAGACAGUGAUUAUUCCAAUUACAGGCACCAACCGACGCCAUUGCAUCCAGAUAAAAGCCGGAGCAAAGGAUCGUCGAGAAAGCGGCCGGAAAACGACGACGCCACCGGCGUUUCUUGCAACAAGUGCAGACCGAGCAGUCGGGAAAAAAUCUCAGUUGUCCCGUUGGAAAACAAUGGAGUCCACAGGCUGUCCAUGGCGAGUCCGAACGGGAUAUUUAAGUCGAUCCUCUCGUCUAUAGCGCAUAGGAGAAGCCCCAGGUGCUCAUCGGUAGGCAGCGGCGGCGGCGGCGGUGGCGGCUCCGCCGCGUCGAGGGAGGAGCAUUGGAAGAUUGUGGUGGCCGAGCUCUCGAACAAGCUGAUACUGGCCUCGAGAAAGCGGGAUGAAGCUAUUCUAGAAGCUUCGAAGCUCAAGUAUUCCAUGGCCGAGCUUGAGAAGAAGCUUAACAAAUUGGAAAUCUACUGCCAUAGUUUGAAAUCAGGGCUUGAAAUCUGCAGCAACGGCAACAAUUCUCAGUACCAGAAACAGCACAAAUCUCCUUCCCGUUUGAGUUAUCACCGCGUGAAUGUAGGGGAUCAGAAUAAGGUGAUUGAUCAUUUCUUGGUAUCAGUUUCUGAGGCGAGAUCAACGGUCAGGAUUCUGAGCCGGGCCCUGGCACUUCAGCUCCGGCAAAUGGGGCCGAAAGUGUGUGAUCGAAUUUCAUCUUUACUGCAGCCAUAUGAUAUCAAGAUUUCAUUUUCAAGAAAUCCCAGAGGCUUGCUUUUCUACAUGGAGGCUUUGCUAAACAGGGCAUUCUACGAAGACUUUGAAUCGAGCGGGUUCCAAAAGAGUGCUCCGAAUGCAGUGCUGAAUCCGAUGGAUCAAUGCGAGGCAAAUUUCGCGAUGUUUAGUCGGCUACAGGGGUUGACGUGGGAGGAAGUGCUGAACAAGGGGACAAGGCAUUUUAGUGAGGAAUUCAGCAAGUUCUGCGACAGGAAAAUGAGUGAGAUAGUGGCUAUGUUGGGGUGGAACAAGUCGUGGCCAGAGCCGCUUUUGCAAGCCUUUUUUGGGGCGUCUAAGGCCGUAUGGCUAGUGCACCUCUUGGCCAAUUCGGUGCAUCCGAGCUUGCCUGUUUUUAGGGUCGAUAAAGGAGUCGGUUUCGACCCGGUUUACAUGGAGGAUAUGGGAGGAGACAAGGCCAAAAUGCUGAUUCCGACGAUGGUUAGGAUCAUGGUCACCCCUGGAUUCUAUGUUUAUGACAAUGUGGUCAAGUGCAAGGUUCUUUGCAGGUAUUACAACAACAAUGGUGGCAAUAUUAGUGACUUGUAUGAGAAGGGCUUCACCCCAUCUCCUUCCUAUCAAACAGGCCAUCAUAUGAUAGGUUCACCCUCACCAUUGGAUGAGCAUAGACAAUUUUCCUUGGGUAAUUCCAUCCAACAUAGGAAAAAUUAAUGUUAUGUCUUUUACUACUUUUUUUGAUGAUUGUGUGAAUUUAAAAAAAUAGUGGAUGUGGACUGUGGGUUUGUAGGAUCAAGAAACUUGUUGGUUUUGGUGAUAAUCUAAGAGGGAAAGUAAAAGCUUUGGAUUUAUGCUCUUGUUUUUAUAUAUCUACUACAAAUUGACCCAUCAGUUUGGUCAAUGUGUUAGGGGUUCUUGCUUUUAUCAGUAUGUUUCUAGUAAUGGGAUUGGGUUGUGUAUCUUUUGAAGAUUGAGACAAAAUUCUUGCAUAUGGAAUCUAAUAAUUAUAGCCCUCUGUGAAAUGGGCAGUUUUUUGGAGGUUUCAUGUGAAUGCAUGUUCAUGGACACAAGUGUAUCUCUUUUAUUUCCCCUCUGUGUGAAGUAAAAGAAUUAUUUGUUCUUUUUCA